AUGAGGAAUCGCGUCGUGGGACAAGUCGGCGGGAACCACCCGCAAGAGGCCAUUUCUGCUGAAGAUUUCGUCUCUGCGGCAAUACAGACCGCGCUUGGUUCAUACGAUGCAGAGCCCGUCCAUCAAUAUUGCACUCACGAUAACUGGAAUACGAGUAUCGUCGUGAACUGCGACCGCAUUUUUGGUGGCAUAGGGAACACUCGACAAAGGAUCCUGACGUGUUUGCGCCAUGCUAUGCAUGAAGGUUUUAGUUUCAUCGUCCCAACAAUUUCACUUCGUUCAAAUGAUGAUCUGAGUUUGCUUGAAUCAGACGGAGACACCAGCCUAGAGUACACCUUCAACCGGGAGCUUUUUGUAUCUCGCCUCACCGCUGCAUGCCCCCAAAUGGUCAUUUAUGAUAACGUCGGGAAUGCCACCAAGCCCGAACUCGAGAUCCUUCACUAUCCUACAAGAAUAGGGCAAUUGUGUGUGCUCCCUCCAAAUGUCAACGCAUGGCUAACUUCACAUAGAAGGAUCUGUGACGACCCAGCAGGCUUCGCCACUAAUUUUGGCUCACUCCUCACAUUUCCAGCAUCCAUCUACUACCUCGCCUUCUCUGUGCUCCAUACCCUAAAUGAGCGAUACAAUCUAUCCAUCUCCCCAUUCGCGCUCUCCUCCCCCGCCCCUUAUAUGGGAGUCCACCUCCGCACCUCCGAAGAUGCCAUCAAAGCAGGCUGGUCCUCUUACGAAGUUCAGAGCAAGCACUACCUCUCUCUCGCCGCCUCGCGUUCCUUCUCAACCAUCUACGUCGCUUCUGGGAACGCGACGUCUAUAUUCCAGUUCACGAUGGAAGCAGCGGCGCUCUCACCGCCUGUUACGAUCGUCACAAAAGAGGAUCUCUUAUCUGCGGACGAGCUGAUGGAAUUGAGAGCUUUGACUUGGGAUCAGGCUGCAUUGAUUGAUUAUAUUGUGUUGGAGAGUGCGGGAUAUUUUGCAGGCUUGGUAGAGAGCUCGUUCACUUGGAAUGUGGCGAUGAAGAGGGCGGCUACUAGAGGCAGGGAAGGUGCUGUUUGUGGAGAGCCGCAUGAGGCUGGAGAGGGGAUUGCAUGGUGGGAUGAGUGGUCGGAGAUUAUGGGGGUUGAUCCGAGUGAGUUUAGGGGGAAACUUUGGCCUUGA
Molecule: messenger RNA, 1155 nt
Organism: Hyaloscypha bicolor E
Lineage: Eukaryota; Fungi; Ascomycota; Leotiomycetes; Helotiales; Hyaloscyphaceae
Exons: 2
Coding region: 1-1155 (384 amino acids)
Source: RefSeq, a predicted model, not a curated record